AUGUCGCAACGACGCAAAUAUGCCAUGGCUAGCCUAGCUGCCGCAGACCAGGCGGCGAGGCUAGUUAUUGAGUCUCACGAUGACCUCGAGGAAGGGCGGCGCCGCCAGACCCGCGGGCCGCCCCCGAAGCCCGUAUCUAUACGUGAGGCAGCGCACGACGAAGACGACGCUCUCGUCGCAUAUGUUCUCUGGCUCCAGAAAAGCGGCUUCCCAGCAAGCAAGCACCAGAUUGAAGCUGCCGCCCUUAAGUUCAUCUACCGCCGUGAUCCUUACCGCCAGCCGCCGUCAAACCACUGGUAUUCUCGCUGGCUUAAGGAUCACCCAGAGCUUCGGGUCACAUACCUUAAGGCGGUAGAGCGGUCACGAAAAACGUUCGAGGCUAGCGACGUUUGCCACGUCGAGAACUUCUUCAAGAGGCUCUCUGAGAUCAUCACCACCUAUAGCAUCGGGCCGUCAGAGGUAUGGAACGAAGACGAGUGCGGUAUCCGUAUUGGAAGCCUCCGCGAUCGAGUCCACGUUAUCGUCGUACGAACAACGCGCCAUCAACGCCCUGAGGUCUCUGAUCCUGGGAAUCGCGAGUUCUGUACGCUUAUUGCUGCUGCCAACGCUACUGGUGACACGAUACCUCCAUGGCUUAUAUUCCACACGUUCCCUAGCGAGUCUUGGGCCGCGGUUGAUGCUCCUGCCGACGUUCGGUUCGCCCGCUCUGACACGGGCUUUAGCAACGCCGAGAUAACGCUAGACUGGGUCCAUCAGUUUAACUGGUAUGAAGUGCAGGGAGGUGAGGCCGAGCCGCGAGUCAUCCCAGAAAGCGAGCGAAUCUAUUGUCUUCUCGUCAUCGACGGUUUCACGGGCCACACAAGCCUCGACUUCAUACAAUAUUGCAUCAAAUUCGAUAUCCUCAUAGCUGUGUUCCCUCCACACUCAACGCACCUCCUCCAACCCCUUGACGUCGGCGUCUUCCAACCCCUUAAGCACACCCAGCAGAAAGCUCUUCGUCGCUUCGUCAAUACUGGCGAACUUCACUUUACACGGCUAGACUUCCUCGAGUCGUUCUGGGAGACAUUUACUGAGGGCUUUGCUGCGAGGUAUCGCUGGCGACUACACAAAGGCAUUCCGUCACAUUUGUGCGCUGGCACAAUAUGGUAA
Hirsutella rhossiliensis is the source of this 1149-nucleotide messenger RNA. RefSeq names its product DDE superfamily endonuclease domain-containing protein. Gene Ontology annotation, molecular function: DNA binding. The transcript is spliced from 3 exons. Gene Ontology annotation, cellular component: nucleus. The coding region runs from base 1 to 1149 and encodes 382 amino acids. The record is from RefSeq and is a predicted model, not a curated record. NCBI's taxonomy places the organism in Eukaryota, Fungi, Ascomycota, Sordariomycetes, Hypocreales, Ophiocordycipitaceae.